CAAUUAAAAUUUUACGCCGUGUUUUCCGUUGAAGAUUCGCAGCCGCAGACAGCACUGGUAUUCUUGGCAACGACUGCGACGGGACGCCUCUCGGAUUGCAGUCUGCGUGGAUUCGCAUCGGAUUUGCUUUCGGCUGGUUGAACCGAACCGAACCGAAUCGAUUCGAUACAAUUCGAUUCGAUGGGAGGAGACAGCGCCGUGGCCCGCGAUUGCUUUCCCAAAACAACGCAUUGGUGUUACGUUCUCCUUGUCGUUGCGGUUGCUGCCGCUGUCACACCCGCGUUUUCGCUCGCCCUUCCGCCGCCGCUGCGGAAGAACGACUGUUGCGGAUUCCAUCCUCGUCGCCAACGAACGGCGCAAACACGCACGACACGGAUGCAACGGCAAAUGCUCAAGCGGGACGCAGAGACGCCCUCCUUGGUCCGAAGGAAACGGCGAUUGGUAUGGCACCGAAACAGAGACCUUCGGUUUCACGACCACCCCUUUUACGGCGGCGGCGACCGUGGUGUUCCCACGACAAGCGUCUUUGUCUUUGACGAGCCGGCACCGGUGGCGGGAAAGGGAGGCGCCAUCGGAUCCGAUCCGUUCGUUCCUACCAGGCCCUCCACGUGCCUGCCCGGCGACUGGGGGACCGUUCCCAACCUCGGUCCGCACGGAAUGCGGGUGCUCCUGGAAUCCGUAGAAGACCUCCGGAGGCAGAGUUUCCUCCCGAAACGGCCGCAAGGGCAAUCGCAAUCGCAGCCGCAACCGGAACAGCCGCUCGUGGUACGAAGGGGGCCCACGGUUCCCGUCCUCAUGGGGCUGCUAGAGGAGCUGGUGACCCUCGACGAAAGCAACGAAAGCAGCGAAUGCGAAUACGAAUACGAGGUCUGCUGGAACGAGGAACCUGGGUGGCACGAGCUCGAGCUCUCCGGUGCCGUCCGGGACGCCAUCCUGGAUCGGUACGGCAAAGGUGGUUGCGAGCCUUCAAGCUACGGGGGCAAAACCCACAAGCGCAAACAGGUGGUGGUCACCCUCCGAACCGCCCUGUCGUGCACGCUCUACCACCCGGACGACCUGCCCGGGGCCGGGAGCUGGACGCCGAUGAGCAAAAAAGAGAAACGCCGCCUGGAAAACCAGCGGAAGAGGCAGAAGCAGCUCCUGCGCCGCGGGGGCGGGGGGAAGGACCCACCCGGAAGUCUCCCGUCGGAAGGGCUACCCGGUGCGGCAAAAGCACCGCGAACAACCGGCCCUCACGACCUGGUGGACCUCUCGGUCGAGCGGUGGUCCGGCAUGCCCCGGAUCAUGGGAGACUUUCGCAGGAUUGCCCGCGAGCGGGCUGGGGUGCGGGCCUGCGAUUCCCACAGCAGCGAUGCCCUUGGUGCUGCUCGUGAUGCUGUUCUACACGGCGCUGACACCGAUGCGAGGGUCAGAAGUGGCGAUGCUGCGACGAAAGAACCCCCGGAGGCGGCGGGCGGAGGCAUCGAUCCGGGGCCGAUGCCAACGCUGGAAAGCCUCCUGGAGCCCCUCCUUCUCUACGUGGGCGACGGCGAGGACUAUGACCACGGAAAGAAACCCAUCCUGGGUCUCCCACCGGCCGUCAUCCGGGAAGCCUGCUACAAUUCGAUUCGGAUCCACCAAAAGAAUCGCGGCGAGAGCCCCGCUGGAAGGGGAUCACCGGCGGAAGCAGGAGUAGCAAACACGACCACAACGAUGAUCGGGGGAGAAACCGCCGCCCUGAAACACCUUUCCGACUUUUGCAAUCACCACCUCCACCGAGCCGAGCGGAGCCUAGCGUGCGUCGACGAUCACCAGAGCUCCCACCUCGGCCAGUACCUGGCCUUUGGGUGCCUGUCCCCCCGGACCGUCGUCGGGGUGGCCGACGCCGCCAUUGCCAAGCGCAGGCAGGCGCAAGGCGGGAACGACGGUGGCGAGCCCCACCCCGGCAGCGGCGAGACACGGAAGAACCACAACAAGAACAACGACAGCGACAACGCGAGCCGUGUUCGUGGCCACAACGCCCGCGAAAACGAUGGCACCUGGCUGGUGAGCCACAUGACGAUGCGCGAUUUCUUUUUGUACACGUGCCUAGCGUCCGGCAAGAAGUUUUACCGCUUGGAGGGGAUUCCAAUCAGCCAGAAACAAGCCGCUGCGAUGGAAUGGAAGCCCUUUUUCCCGGAACCGCAAACGCGAACGCCUACCCCGCACGGCCACAAAAGGGGGUCGACGCCGCUGCCGCCGUCCCCCACCCGCUCCGGCAAGGAGCCUUCGGAAGCGCUCGACCUCUGGAGGGCCUGGGCGACGGGAACCACGGGCCUCCCCCUUGUCGACGCGGGCAUGAGGGAGCUCCUCGCGACGGGAUACACCUCCAACCGGGUCCGCCAGAACGCGGCCAGCGUGUUAGCAAAGGACCUGGCGCUCGACUGGAGGGCCGGCGCCGAGUGGUUCCAGUUCCUCCUGGCCGACCACUGUGUCGCCGCCAACUGGGGCAACUGGCUAUACUUUUCUGGGGUCGGCCCCGAUCCGAAGCAGCGGCACUUUUGCACCGUCUCCCAGGCACUCAAGUACGAUCCCUCCGGCGCCUAUGUGCGCAAGUGGCUGCCGUCCCUGCGGGAUCCACCGGAAAGGGAGGAGGGCCGCGAGGGCGUCCGCGAAGGCGUCCGCCACCCCGACUUUCACCUGCGGCCCUGGGAUUUCGAUGGUUCAUGGCCCACCCCGAUCGUAGAUCCCGAUUCGCAGUACACGUGGCGAGAACUAGAGCGACUGAAAACCACGGGGAGGUUGACCGAGUGAAAACCACAGAAGAUCGGAUCUCGUCCUACAAACAAAUGUGCUAGCGCGCC
Messenger RNA from Pseudo-nitzschia multistriata, 2822 nucleotides. NCBI's taxonomy places the organism in Eukaryota, Bacillariophyta, Bacillariophyceae, Bacillariales, Bacillariaceae. The record is from the annotation of a GenBank genome assembly.